Messenger RNA from Frankliniella occidentalis (western flower thrips), 1244 nucleotides. RefSeq names its product dehydrogenase/reductase SDR family member 12. The record is from RefSeq and is a predicted model, not a curated record. NCBI's taxonomy places the organism in Eukaryota, Metazoa, Arthropoda, Insecta, Thysanoptera, Thripidae. The transcript is spliced from 9 exons. Bases 167 to 1135 code for a protein of 322 amino acids.
CUUUCAUCAUUGACGAAAUCGUUCACUUUAUCGGAUAAUAAAUCUUGCUGACCUUUGGUAUCUAUUACGAAAGCCAUGUUUGUUUGAGGAAUAAAUCCAAAAAGUUUCAAAAAGCUGGCCACUGUCACUCCCAACCAAGACACAUGGAUCUUCAAUUUUUACAAGGAUGACUCUGUACAGAAAAUGUGUAUGGUUUAUGAAGGGCUUACGCGAAUACACAAAAAGCGGCUAUCAGUCUGCCUCCAAGAAUUUCAAUGAUGGAGACCUAGAUGUUGACUGCUCUGGAAAAGUCUACAUGAUAACAGGAGCCAACAGUGGCAUUGGUGAAAGCGUUGCCCAACAUGUAGCAAAGUGUGGUGGCACUGUCCACAUGGUAUGCCGCAAUGCUCAGACAGCAGAAGAAGCCAAGGCGAGGAUGAUAGAGAAAACAAACAACCAGAAUAUUUAUUUGCAUAUUCUUGAUCUUGCUGCUCCCCAAGAAGUUUAUAAAUUUGCGAAGGAAUUUGCUGAGAAGAAUAACAAAUUGGAUGUUUUGGUCAAUAAUGCUGGAUGCAUGGUUCAUGAAAAACGAAUUGAUUCAUAUGGAAAUGAAUAUAACUUUGCAACUAAUGUCCUGUCCCCUCAUAUUCUCACUCGAUUGCUAACUCCCUUGCUCAUUCAAUCUAAUCAUGGAAGAGUCAUUAUGGUCACUUCUGGGGGAAUGCUUUUAGAGAAACUUGAUUCUGAUGAUCCACAAUUACUGAAACAAGAACCAUUUGAUGGAGUUAGAUCAUAUGCUCAAAAUAAAAGACAAAUGGUUGUAAUGGCUGAGCAAUAUGCUGAAGAAAACCCUAACAUUUUCCAUGCAUCUGCACAUCCUGGUUGGGCAGACACCCCUUCGGUUCGAUCAGCCCUCCCUGAUUUUCAUAAGCGCAUGGAGGGAAGGCUUCGUUCUUCAGAGGAGGGAGCUGAUACUAUUACUUGGCUGUCUAUUUCCCAAUCAGCUUUGGCCCAAGGCAAUGGAAAGUUUUAUCAAGAUCGAUCACCAGUUAAUGCACACUUGCCCUUGGCUUGGACUCAUUCUACAAAAGAAGAGGUUUUAAAAUUCAUAUCUUAUUUAGAUACUUCAAUGGAGAAAGUGAAGAGUUCAAGAUAAUAAUUUCGCAUCCAGAUCAGCACAUUCAUUAAGUGCCCAUUGAGAAAAAAAUAUGUUUUGUUUUUAAAUGCAAUGAUGAUAAAGCAAAAUAAAUUGUUUUCAUUAUUCA